Rattus norvegicus (Norway rat) is the source of this 5708-nucleotide messenger RNA. It is a transcript of the gene Ehbp1l1, whose product is annotated as EH domain binding protein 1-like 1. Gene Ontology annotation, cellular component: cytoplasm; endosome. The record is from RefSeq and is a predicted model, not a curated record. Lineage: Eukaryota; Metazoa; Chordata; Mammalia; Rodentia; Muridae.
GUGGAGGGGUGGAGGGGUGGGGGUGCGGCUCCAGGAAACGGCGCGCUCGCAAUUCGGAGCUCCGACCAGCUCGACGCGCCGCGACGGCCCGGCAGACUCAGCCAGCCCACCAGGCGGACCCCGGCGGCCACCCCAACAAGCACAGCCUAGGUCCGAACCUCAGACGUAUCUUCUCGGACGGGGCGGACAGAUCAGGCGACAUAGAAAGGGGCUCCAGAGACCAUGGGGACCCUGGCUGGGCCAGCAGUGGUGGGCGAGAGGGAGUCCCGAGCCUGAGAAGAGGUCUGGGAGAGCUGCUCGGCCAUGACUUCAGUGUGGAAGCGCCUGCAACGGGUGGGCAAGCGGGCCGCCAAGUUCCAGUUUGUGGCGUGUUACCAUGAACUGGUGUUGGAGUGCACCAAAAAAUGGCAGCCCGACAAGCUGGUGGUGGUAUGGACUCGGAGGAACCGACGUAUCUGCUCCAAGGCCCACAGCUGGCAGCCUGGCAUCCAGAACCCUUACCGUGGCACUGUGGUGUGGAUGGUUCCUGAGAACGUGGACAUCUCUGUGACCUUGUACAGGGACCCUCACGUGGACCAGUAUGAAACCAAAGAAUGGACUUUUAUUAUUGAAAAUGAAUCCAAAGGACAGCGGAAGGUACUGGCCACAGUUGAUGUGAACCUGGCCCAACAUGCGGGGCCCGUGCCCGCUCAGGUUCCACUUCGAUUGCGGCUGAAGCCCAAGUCUGUGAAGGUAGUGCAUGCUGAACUGAGCCUCACCCUUUCUGGGGUGUUGCUGCGUGAAGGCCGUGCCACGGACGAUGAUAUGCAGAGUCUGGCCAGCCUCAUGAGUGUGAAGCCUAGUGAUGUGGGAAACUUGGAUGACUUUGCCGAGAGUGAUGAGGAGGAAGCCAAUGGCCCUGGGGCUCCUGAGGUCCGGGCUGGAGGUCCCCAGUCAGGCCGGGGCUGUGCCCUGAGACUGGGGCGUUUCCCAGAUCGGUCUCGAGAGCUGAAGACACUCUGUGAGGAAGAAGAUGAAGGGCACAUUCAGCCCCAGCAGGCAGCUGCCAGGCCCUCUAGUGCUGAAGACACCAGCUGUGCCCCUGUGAGUGCCCCUGCGCCCCUGGCAAGGGCCUUCCGGGGCCAAGGGUCAGAACCAGCUGCUAUAGCCGGGGGCCAGGUGGGGCCUGAAACCCCAAGGCCCCCACCAUCCCCACCAGAGACAAGGUCAACUGGGCAGCCAGAUCAGAACAUGGUCCCCACCCCAGCCCCUCGGCUCCGGAAAGGCUCUGAUGCACCCUGGUCCCCAGUCCCCUGCAGGGGGGAUGAGAUCCCCAAUACCUCAGAGGAUCCUCCAACAGGAAUGGGCUCUUCUGGGGAGACCCAGACCCAAAUAAGCUCUCAGAAAGGGACAGAGGCCCAUGGAGCCAGGCCAGAACCAGACAUUGAGGUCAGAGGCUCCAAAGACGAUCUGGGAGGAGACAGAUCCAAAGUUGAAGAGGGGGACACUGGGGACAUGCCAGGGCCUAGUGGGGCAGAGAAUAGAGAGAAGGGCACUAAGAAGUCGUACACCACAGCUGGCGAGGCUGAAGAGAGCUCAAAACGUCAUCAAGUAGAUGCUGAGCAGAAGUCAAAGGUACAACAUAGAGCCACAGAGGGACCAGAGGCUGCAGGGCUGGUGCCCAAGGCAAGACCUGGGGAAACUCCUGAGGCCCCACCUAGGAGUGCUCAGAGGAGAAUGGGGGUUAGGACUCAGGAAGAGGCUCCCAGUGACCUGAACCCCCCUCCAGCUGAGCCUGAAGAGCAUCUAGGGGAUCUCAGGGAUGCCAGGCCGGCAGGCCAGGAGAAAGAAAGCACAGAGGUGAGGGGUAGAGCCCCCGCCAUUGGGAGGACAGGCCUGGAGCAGGGCCCCUCUGCUGGAGCAGCUGGUGCUGGGCCCCAGGUGAGCUGUUUUCAGGGAGUCCCGUCAGUUGGCCAAGGGGUGGUAUCUAGAGAUCAGAAGGCCCAGGAGGCAGAAGUUGGGGAGCCAAGGGUUCUAGAAACAGAGGCUGAGUGGGUGCCAUGGGAGGUUAUAGGGACACCAGAGACAAAUGCUGGCUCACUAGAGUCCCCAGAUAUAGAGACUGGCACAGCAAAAUCUGAAAUAUUGAAGGCCCAAGAGUCAGAAGCAGCAAGGUCAGAGGUCCUGGAGUCAGAGGCUACUGGAACAGCAGAGUCUGAGGUGUUGAGGACUCAGGAUAAAGAGAUUGUGGUUCUGGGGAUGCUAAGGACAGGAGCUGAGAUCAGGGAGCCUAAGGAAUUUGGGAUCCAGAAAACAGAAGUUGGAGGUUCUGCAGUUCCAGAUACUAAAACAGUAACGGCAGAAACUAAGACAUUAGAAGCCCAGGGGAUAGCAGAUGGUGGGGCCUGUGUGUUGAAGAUACAGGCUGAGGUAUUGGGAACCCAGAAGACAGAGGCAGGGGAGGCAGAAACUGGAAUACUGCAGACCCGGAAGGUAGCAGCUGAAGGUUGGCAGGCUCCAGUGGUGGAGGCAGAGAUGGUGGAGUCUGAUGAAUUGGGGAUGCAGGAGACAGAGGUGGAGAUUGGUCGGAUUCCAAGAGUAGAGACUGAAACAGCAGGAACCGAGACAUUGGGGGUCCACAGAAUAGCAUUUGAGGAUUCUGGGUCCCCACAGAUGCAAUCUACAAUAGUAGGGGACCAGGAGAUCGAUGUUUCAGUGACAGAGACAGCAGAAGAUGCUAUACUGGGGACCCAGGAGCUAGCAGCAGGUCAUGGAGUACUUGUGAUAGAAGCUGAGCUACCAGAAUCCAAGAUUGACAGGUCCCUGGAGACAGAGGAAAGAGGUUUAGGGGUUCUAGAUACUGGGACAGCAGAAACCAAGAUCUCAGGGACACCAGAGAGAGCACCAGGGGUUUGUAAGGUGCUGGGAAUAGGAGCUGAGGUAGCCAGGGUCUUGGAAGAGGAGGCUGGCUCUUCAGAAGUCCCAGAGACAGAAGCUGAAGAAACUGAGACACGGGGAGCCAAGGAGCUGUGUGGGAGUUCUGCGGCACUGAGAGUUGUGUCUGGGAGACCAGAAUCUAAGAUAUUAGGGGCCCAGAAGACAGAGGUGGGAGGCACUGGGCUGUCACAGGCAGAGGUUAGAGGGACAGAGUCGGAAAUAUCAUCUGAGGGUUCAGGGGGUCCAGAGUUGGAAGAUAAGUUGGAAGAGUCUGAGAUACUGGGGGCCCAGGAGAGAAAAACAGAGGCUCGGGAGCUCUCAGAGGUAGAGACAGUGAAUCCUCAGUUCACUGGGACCCAGAAGGACUUGGAGAUCACAGAAUCAGAAGCUAAGACAGUAAAGUCCGGGAUUCCGGAAGCCCAGGAGACAGAAGCAAAGACAGCUUGGACCCAAGAAAUAGAGCCAGGGGAUGCUGGGGUCUCCAGGCCAGAGGCCGAGGCACCGAGGGCCCAGUGGACAGAACCUAUAGUUUUGGAGUCAGGGGAGGUAAAGACUGACAUUUUGGGGGUCCAGAAACCUGGGGCUUGGGGAGCUCUUAAAUGUGAGGCCUUAGGAGUCCCUAUGACUAAGCAAGGGUUUUCUGGGGCCAAGGAAGUAGUGCCAGAGGUAUCCAGAGUACAAGAGCCAGAAACUAAAGUUUUGGGGAUAGAAGAAGCCAAAUCUUGGACUUUGGGGCAACAGAAAGCAGAGAGGGAGGGGUUUGAAUCUCCAGAGAAUAAAUCUGAUAUUUUUGAGGCCCAGGAAACAGAAUCUGGGGUCUUGGGAACCAUGAAGGGGAAAGAAGCCGAUGAAAGCCUCAAGGAGGCCAGCCUGAAUAAGGCACAAGUGGCCAGUGAGGCAGGGGCUGGGGUACCCAGGCCCUCAGGGGCCUCUUCCCCAGAGGAGCCUGAAGAGGACAGGAGGCUGCCGGGCAGCCAGGCACCAUCUGCCCUGGUCAGCUCCAGCCAGUCCCUGUUGGAGUGGUGCCAAGAGGUCACCAAGGGCUACCGUGGUGUCUGCAUCACCAAUUUCACCACAUCCUGGCGCAACGGCCUGGCCUUCUGUGCUAUUUUACAUCGAUUCUACCCAGACAAGAUUGACUAUUUCUCCCUUGAUCCACUCAACAUCAAACAGAACAACAAGCAGGCUUUUGAUGGCUUCGCUGCCCUGGGCGUGUCUCGGCUGCUCGAGCCAGCGGACAUGGUGCUUCUGUCCGUACCUGACAAGCUCAUCGUCAUGACGUACCUGUGCCAGAUCCGUGCCUUCUGCACUGGGCAGGAGCUGCAGCUGGUGCAACUGGAGGGCGGCGGUGGCUCUGGCACUUAUCGUGUGGGAAACGCCCAGCCGAGCCUGCCGGACUGCCUAAACGCAGGAGACCUGGCGCAGCGGCUACGCGAACAUGGGGCUGAAGCGUCUACAGAGCCUAAGGAGGCUGUGAACCGCGGGACUGGGGCAAUACCCAAGGUAGCCUCCAGGGACACGGACCUGGGCUCCUCCUCUAAGGAUGGGGAGGCCGAGGUUGCCCAGGAAGCAGUCCCUCAAGAGGCAUCCUCCGACGGCCCUAGAGCCAGGUCGUCCACAUCCCCCGUGGUCCCCACAGAGGGGCUGGUGAAUGGAGUUGGGGCGCCGGCUUCUGUGAGUGGUGUGAGACUGAGACGGUCCUCGGUCAAUGGGGAGGCUGGGCCAGUACCUCCACCCCGAGCACAUGGCUCUUUCUCCCACGUGCGUGACGCUGAUUUGCUAAAGAAGAGGCGAUCCAGACUAAGGAAUAGCAACUCCUUCUCGGUGGAUGACCAGGAUUCUGGAACUGCAGUUGGAGCAGGGCCUGCAGGAUCUGGGGCUGUGGAAGGCCCAAACCCUGACUCCAGCCUUGACUCUGGCACACUCACAGCCACAGCCCCACAGCAGCCACCCAGUGGGAACCCUCCUACUGAGGAAUCAUCCCCUAACCCCGGGGAAGAGGCUGGCCAACAACGGUUCCAGGACACAAGUCAGUACGUGUGUGCAGAGCUGCAAGCCCUGGAACAGGAGCAGGGACAGAUAGAUGGGAGGGCCGCUGAGGUGGAGAAGCAACUGAGGAGCCUCAUGGAAUCAGGUGCCAACAGGCUGCAGGAGGAGUUGCUGAUCCAGGAAUGGUUCACCCUGGUCAACAAGAAGAACGCGCUCAUUCGGAGGCAGGACCAGCUGCAGCUGCUCAUCGAGGAGCAGGACUUGGAGCGGAGAUUCGAACUGCUGAGCCGUGAGUUGCGGGCCAUGCUGGCCAUUGAAGAGUGGCAGAAAACAGUUGCACAGCAGCACCGGGAGCAACUCUUGUUGGAGGAGCUGGUAUCACUGGUGAACCAGAGGGAUGAACUGGUCCGGGACCUGGACCAGAAGGAACGAAUCGCUCUGGAGGAAGAUGAGCGCCUAGAACGAGGCCUAGAGCAGCGGCGUCGAAAGGUGAGCCGGCAGCUGAGCAGGCGGGAACGCUGCACCCUGAGCUGAGCCUCCUGUCCAGUUAGUCGUGGACCCUCCUCGUCACUCCCCCGCCUGUACAGCGGAGGACAGGCCCCCCCAUGCUCCUCCAGCGGGCGGAAGCAAGACCGAUCAGAUUCUCGGACUGGAGCAGUGAGCCUACCAGGCAGUAUUUAUUUAUCCGAGUGUAUGUGAGUGUGUGGCGGUGGCCAGGAUCCCCCAAGCAAGGGAUGGUGUGGGAACGACACCCACGUCCUCCUUCCCUUCUGAAGGGAGCAAUAAAGUUGAACUACAACAAA